This is a messenger RNA of Linum trigynum, 568 nucleotides long. Lineage: Eukaryota; Viridiplantae; Streptophyta; Magnoliopsida; Malpighiales; Linaceae. The record is from the annotation of a GenBank genome assembly.
AACAAAAUAUCGCCCACUUCUCAAUUCUCAAAACCCACUUCAUUCCAAUCAACAUCCAAACCCAAAUUAAAAUGGCUCAUAGAGUCGGGGAGUUCGAAGAUUUGUUGCCGGUGAUGGCCGAAAAAUUAGGCGGGAAGGAUUGAUCACGGAGCUCUGCAAUGGGUUCCAGCUGCUGAUGGAUAAGGAGAAAGGGGUGAUCACAACGGAGAGCUUGAGACGAAACGCCGCCGUGGUGGGUCUGCAGGACUUUUCAGGCGAGGAGAUCGCCGAGAUGGUGAAGGAAGGGGAUCUGGACGGUGACGGCUCAUUGAAUCAGAUGGAGUUUUGCAUUCUGAUGUUUCGAUUGAGCCCUGAGCUGAUGAGUGAUUCCCAAGCGUAGCUCGAAGAAGCCAUCCAAGAGGAAUUCAGAGACGUAGCUUGGUUUUGAUUUUCCUUUUUGGUUGUACUCACGCUAACUCCUUCACUGGUCCUUAUCAUUAAUCUUUGCCUCUUUGGGUAUUGAAUUGUAAUUUUGGUUCUCUAUUCUCGAUCAACUGUUGGAAAUUAGGAAUGAAAGGUAAAAAGAAAA